Molecule: messenger RNA, 519 nt
Organism: Helianthus annuus (common sunflower)
Lineage: Eukaryota; Viridiplantae; Streptophyta; Magnoliopsida; Asterales; Asteraceae
Exons: 2
Coding region: 1-519 (172 amino acids)
Molecular function (GO): nucleic acid binding
Source: RefSeq, a predicted model, not a curated record
AUGAAGACGGUAAGAACAGAUAGGAAGGAUUGGUCGAAUAAAUUGGAUGAUGCGUUGUGGGCAUACCGAAUGGCUUACAAGACUCCGAUUGGCACAACGCCUUACUGGAUGGUGUAUGGAAAGGGUUGUCAUUUGCCAAUGGAGUUAGCGCAUCGGGCUUAUUGGGCAAUCACUACGGUUAAUGCGGACUACAACGAAGCGGGGAAGAUGAGAAAGCUACAAUUGUGUGAAAUUGAAGAGCUUAGAGACGAGGCGUAUGAAUGUGCUUCGGCGUAUAAAGACAAACUCAAGAAGGUGCAUGAUGCAAAAUUGCGGAAGAAAACGUUUGAAGUGGGUCAAAAGGUUUGGUUGUAUAAUUCAAGACUCAAGAUGUUCGCGGGUAGAUCCAUUGUGAGUGGUGAAGCUAUGGAGUCGGAUACGACAUACUACCAUCAUAAGGUGGUAGAGAAGUAUAAUCCACAUGUUGUGGAUCCACCACCACCGGCCGCCCUGCAUGCCAAUCCGCGUGCAUUCUUCUAG